AAAAUUUCUAUCAGACUCAACUUGUCACCAUCGUACCAUCAUGAUUAAUCAGUUGGAAUGGUUAUAUCCCUGACUUGGAAGAUUUGAGUCCACACAUCGUAAACCCAAAAGCUAAGCAUUUGCUUUGACGGGAUAAGGCUUGAAUCCUCACGUCAAGAGAGACCUUACAAGCCCUCCAUCCCGCCAUUGCCCCAAGCAUGGCAACCUUGAAGCAGGCCUUCUUCCACCUCCAUGGAAGGAGCUGCACCGGCACUCCUUCAGCAAUAUCCUGCUCAAUGCAGCCCUCCCCAAACACCAUCAAGGUGGUGAUCAAUGGAGCUACAAAGGAGAUAGGAAAGGCUGCAAUCCUGGCAGUGACUCGAGCCAGAGGCAUGGAAGUUGCAGGUGCUGUGGACACUAACUCAGUGGGACAAGAUGCAGGACUGGUCCAUCCAAUCAUUCUCCUCACUUCACUUUGUGGCAUGGAAGAGCCUCUGGAGAUCCCAGUCCUUAAUGACUUGACCAUGAUUUCAGGCUCCAUAUCACAGACCAAGGCAGCUGGAGUCGUUGUCGAUUUCACGGAGCCGGCAAGCGUCUAUGACAAUGUCAAACAGGCAGCAGCCUUCGGGUUGAGGAGUGUUGUGCAUGUCCCAGAGAUAGAGCUGGAAACAGUCACUGCACUCUCUGUGUUCUGUGAGAAAGCAAGCAUGGGCUGCCUUGUUGCUCCGACGCUGUCGAUAGGCUCUGUCCUCCUCCAGCAAGCAGCAAUCCAGGCUUCCUUUCACUACAACAAUGUAGAGAUUGUUGAAUCCAGACCAAACCCCAAAGAACUGCCAUCAGCAGAGGCAAUCCAAAUUGCUAACAAUCUCACUGAUCUCGGCCAAAUGUAUAACCGCGAAGAUAUCGCCACAGAGAAUCCAGCAAGGGGUCAGGUCCUCGGCGAAGAUGGAGUGAGGGUUCAUACCAUGGUCUUACCGGGCGUCCGUUCGAGCACCACGGUGCACUUCUCAGGGCCCGGGGAGGUUUACUCUGUCAGGCAUGAUACCACAAGUGUUGAGAGCCUCAUGCCGGGGCUCAUUUUGGCCAUCAGAAAGGUGAUUCGCUUGCAGGUUUUUCUGGCAGAACUUAGUCUAUGGACUGGAGAAGUUCUUGUAGCAGCUUGAUAUCAAUAAACCUGAACAAAAGAGAUGAUGAAAUAUGCGACAAGUAUUUGUCUACAUGAGUAUGCUCAAGAAUAAAGCCUAUUGUUUAACAAGUACACCAGUUACUUUGCAAGCUUGAUACUGAAUUGAUUGUGUUACAUUAUUGUUA
This is a messenger RNA of Zingiber officinale, 1290 nucleotides long. Its product is annotated as dihydrodipicolinate reductase-like protein CRR1, chloroplastic. The coding region runs from base 198 to 1142 and encodes 314 amino acids. The transcript is spliced from 10 exons. Gene Ontology annotation, cellular component: chloroplast stroma. Gene Ontology annotation, molecular function: 4-hydroxy-tetrahydrodipicolinate reductase activity. Lineage: Eukaryota; Viridiplantae; Streptophyta; Magnoliopsida; Zingiberales; Zingiberaceae. The record is from RefSeq and is a predicted model, not a curated record.